AUGACUCGAACUCAAGUCCCCUACCCCUCCCCAGCUACCCUGAAACGGUUUCCUCAUAUCAAUGAUGAACCCUCUGCCCUCUCCCAUAGCCUUGACCCCUUUACCAUAACCACCAAGACAGGCUUCCUGCCCUAUGAGACUGCCCCAACUGAGCUACCAGAGGCCUUCAGUGCCCUGUUGUCACUCGUCAACCGUCUCCCUGUCGUCAGACUAGAUGGCAAGCCUGGUCUACUGGCCACCUAUGAGCUCGGCCCCGCCGUCGAGGCUGAGCUUACUGAUUUGACUCAUGAGGUUGAGAAGCUGCUUCUUCCUGAUGGCUCUUAUGACCGCUUUACUAUCGCUGCUAUCUUCCGUGAUUACACUUUCCUGGCCUCGUCUUACCUGCUUGAGCCUUGCUGGGAGCACUGGAACAAGGAUCCCGCAGGUGGAUACGGACUUGGUCGCGAUGUCCUGCCCAAGUCUGUGGCCCGUCCCAUGUAUCGCUGUGCUGAGAUCCUGAACCUCCCCCCCUUCAUGUCAUAUGCUGCUUCGUAUGCCCUGUUCAACUACACAGUUGAAGACCCAUCUAAAGGUCUGAGCGAGUAUUCGAAUCUGCGUCUGAUCCGCUCCUUCGAGAAGGGUCUUGACCCCAAGAGCUCCGAGGCUGGCUUCAUCUUGACCCACGUCGACAUGGUGAAGGAAACUGGCCCUCUCAUAGCCGGCGCUCUGAAGGUUGUCGACUCUAUGGAACAGGGUGCUUCCCGCCAAGAGGUUAAUGAUGGCUUCCGCGAGAUUUUGAGGUCUAUGGAGAAGAUCGAGGGUUCUAUGGAAGACAUGUGGGGUAACUCGAAGCCAUCAGAGUACCUCUCAUUCCGUGUCUUCAUCUUCGGCAUCACCAACCAAUCUAUGUUCCCCAACGGUGUCAUCUAUGAAGGAUGUGAAGAUGAUAAGCCUCUCAACUUCCGUGGCGAGAGUGGUGCUAAUGACAGCAUCAUUCCUCUGCUUGAUCACCUCUGCGAAAUUCCUAUGCCCGAAACUCCUCUUACCAAGAUCCUCCACGAGUUCCGCGCCUAUCGCCCUCUCCCCCACCGUGAAUUCCUCACAUACAUUCGCGAAAAGUCCGAGGAGAUCGGCGUUCAGAAAUACGCCGUGCAAGACUCUGAGACCGCUGUUCUUUUCCUGCGCACUCUUAACCACAUCCGCAGCUUCCGCUGGCGCCACUGGCUCUUCGCCCGUGAAUACAUUAUUCGCCGUACGCCUCACCCCACUGCUACAGGCGGUAGCCCCAUCGUUACUUGGUUGCCUAACCAAUUAGCGGCUGUCAUGGAGCUCAUGGUGAAGAUCUAUGAUGCGCACCUUGCACCUCAGGAGGGUGCUGCUGUCAUUGGUAAUGAGGAUCUCAUUGCGUCCCACAGGAAGCAAGUCGAGCCCAUGAUGGAGCUUGUACGGGAUCAAAAGGAGAAGCUUGCGAGGGAGGUUGAGCGGUGGUGCCAGGAGCGCGGCGUUUAG
Penicillium salamii is the source of this 1488-nucleotide messenger RNA. NCBI's taxonomy places the organism in Eukaryota, Fungi, Ascomycota, Eurotiomycetes, Eurotiales, Aspergillaceae. The record is from the annotation of a GenBank genome assembly.